GGAUACACACACCCCUCUCCGCCCCUGCCGCGAGACAGGUGGUCGGGCUGUACGCCUUCAUCCUCGAGCGCUCCCUCUUAGAGUAAAAAAAAGAGGAAGAGAAAAACAAUAUCUGUUGACAGCAGGCGGAGGGGUCGGUCGGCGCGAGCGCGUCCCCGAUGGACUUCCAGCGUGUGACCUCCGCGAUCACCGGGCGGGAGACAGCGGGAGAGGGGGGCAGCAGCGACCGGAGCGCGCGAGGAGGAGAGACCCCGCCGACCUAUUGCCAAAUGUUCCCCAGCGAAUCGCUCGAGACGGGAGGGGGGCUACCGACGGACGAAUGAGAUGCGCGACUAGGAAAGUUGACACGAUUUUUUCUGGGGUGGGGAUUUUUACAUCCGAGAGGCGGCGGGAUUGUUUGUGACCGUCCUCCGGCGGUGCAAGGGAAGUUCGUGCGGGGUGUAAGGUGUUUCAACAUCAUGGCUUCUUCAGCGGGCGUCGGUAAGGCUGCACAGCCCCCCGGGCCGGGCAACGCGGUGAACGGGACUGCGGCAGAGUUCCCGAACAUCGAGCAGGAGCUGUACGACUACCAGAUGCACGGGAAGAUGUGCAAGAAGAUCGCUCAGCUCACCAAGGUGAUUUAUUCUCUGAACAUGAAGAACGAGGAGCAGGAGGCGGCCCUGCAGGCCUUGAGCCACGCCCACCAUGAAGGGCUGCACCGCGUCCUGGUGGAGACAUGUCACGAAGGGGAGGGGUCACCAUUGAGGACACGCCUCUUGGAGAUGCAGGACUCUCUGGACGAGCAGCAGAGAGUCGGAGCCCAGGUGCAGGCCAACUUCAAGUGCUUCCGCAUCCAGUCGGAGGAGAGGGAGCGCGAUACAGGGGCGGAGCUGAGGAAAGAGUUCGAGGAGAGGCUCCAGGCUGCGGAGGAAGAGCUCCAGGAGGCCAAGGCCCACAUUGGCGACGCCCAGGAGGAGAACCUACGGCUGAGCAAAGAGCUGGAGCAGGCCGGGGAGCAGAUCCAUGGGCUGGACGCCAAGUGUGAGGACCUGCAGAAAGCGGCCGACGAGGAGAAGCGACGAGAGGAGGCGCGGAGGCAGAGGGAAGACGAGGAGAUCAAGAGAGAGGAGGAGGAGAGGAAAAUGGAGGAGCGGGAGGACUCGGAAAAGGUGCGAGCGCUCUCGGAGGAGCUGAAGGCGCUGAGGGAGGAGAGCGACCGGGCGGAGGAGGAGAGGGGGCGGGCGGCGAGGGAGGAGAGGGAGCGCUGGGAGCAGAGGGUGAGCGACCUCAACGAGGAGCGGGAGGACAUGAGAAGGGGGAUGGAGGCGGAGUGGAGGGAGGAGCGGCGGAGGCGGGAGGAGCGGGAGGAGGAGGAGAAGAGAGGAAUGCACAGCGCCCUGCGAGAGAGGGUGAAGCGGGCCGAGGCCGAGGCGGAGGGCCACCUGGAGAGGCUGGCAGAGGGCAGGAGGAGUACGGUCAAAGUGCAGGAGCGGAUACAGGACCUGGAGGAGGAGCUGGAGCUGGACCGGAGGCGCGUGUCCGAGGCCGAGGCCGCGGCCAGGCGGGCGGAGGAGGAGCUCAGCGUGGCUAAGGAGAGGCUGCUGCUGCAGGAGGACGAGCUGCAGAGCAGAGCAGAGGAGCUGCUGAACCGCGGGGGCUGUGAGGCGUGCGUGUGCAACGAGGUGGAGGAGCUGAGGAGCCAGGCGAGUCGCCUGCAGAGCCGGAACCGGGAGCUGGAGCUGCACAGCAGCGGCAGAAACAAUGACCACGCCCGCCAGAUACGGCAGCACGCCGAGGCCCUGUCCAGCCUGCGCUCCGAGAUGGUGCGAGCCCAGACCGAGGAGCUGCGUCGCAUCCAAAAACACGCCGACGACGAGCGGGAGAAGCUGCAGAAGGAGAUGGACAAAGAGAGGGAGGACCAGUGUAGGGAGCGGGAGCAGGAGAAGGAGAAGUUCGAGAAGGACCGAAACAGGCUGCGCCGGGAGAGGGAGGAGGAGAGGGAGGAGGUGGAGGGGGUCAAGGAGCGCCUGAGGAGGGAGAAGGAGGAGGAGGUGGACCGGCAGAAGAAGGAGCUGGAGGUGGAGAGGGUCCGCGUUCGCCUGCAGCUGGACAAGAGCAUCGAGCAGGUGGAGGCGGAGCGGGCCAACGUGCAGCAGAAGUUGGAGGCGGAGAAGAGGAGGCUGGUGGAGAAGGCCGAGGAGGACAGGAAGCGGCUAAAGGAGCAGGUGCGGAAGGCGAUAGAGGAGGUGAUGAGGAGGCACGCCGCCGAGCUUCACGGCGUCCAGGAGGCUCUGAGCUCAGAGAGGAAGAACAACCAAGAGAUGUGUGCGCGUUUGAGUGAGGAGAGGAAGAGCGCCGAGGAGCUACGCAGCGAGCUGGAGAGGGAAAGGGAGGAGCUGAGGACGAAGCUGAACGAUGCCACCAAUGAGAUCUGUAGGCUGCAGUCUUCGAUCCAACAGCAGAACCAGAAGGAGCCGGAGAACCCCGAAGCCGCGGCCUCUGGCGGGGCGCAGAGCUCCCGUCUGGAGGAAGAGCUCCGUCAGGCCCGGACUCGACUGGCCCGCAUGCAGGAGGAGGCGGAGAGGCAGCGUGAGAGGCAGCAGAGGGAAACGGCGUCCCUGAGGGCCGACAAGCACCGGCUGGAGGAGAAAGUCCUGGAGCAGAGCCGGCUGAGCACCGAGCGGAGCCUCCUAGACCAGAGCCAGCGGCAGACUGAGGACCGGAUCAGGGCGGAGUGCGAGGACCGCCUCAGAGCGGAGUUCAGGAUCGAGAUGAACGCCGCCGUCGCUGAGAGCGAGCAGAGGUGGCAGAACAAAGAGCUGGAGCUGCAGACCCACGUCUCCGAGCUGCAGGCUCAGCAGGCGGCGAAGGCGAAGGAGGGCCCGGGAGACAAUUGCCAUGGCAACCCUGAAAUUGACAGACUGAGGAAGGAGGUCCAGGACACCAAGGAGAUCAACAAGAAGCUGAAGGACCUGCUGCAGCCCCAAACCCAGUCUUUAGGAGAGGAGAGGCACAGUCACGCCAAGGCUCUGCAGGCGCUGCAGAGGCAGGCGAAGGAAGACGUGCUGUCUGAGAGGAACCGGCUGCAGACGAUGCACCACCUGGAGCUAGAUAAGCAGCGUGCAGAGUUGACCCAGCAGCACACAGAGUGGAGCCGGCAGAUGACCCAGAGACACAUGCAGCAGAUAGAAGACCUGCAGGCUCAACUGCAGGCACACACACAGAUGAUGGCCCUGCAACAGGAUCUGAAGCAGCAGAACCAGUACCAGGUGUUUGAGCGACAGCUGGAUGAGAGCCGCUGUGCCAUGCUGGAGCUGCAGAGAGAAAACGCAGCGCUAAAGAAGCAAUUAAAGGAGAGGUCGUUGCAGGAGAACCCCGAAGCCGAGGAGAAAAAAAAAGUGGAAGUCGUGGAUUUGCGCAAGAAAAGGGACGCCCAGCUGGAGGAGGAGGCCCAGCAUCUGAAGGAGGAGGUGGAGAAGCUGAGGGUGGAGAUGGAGAAACUGGAGGAGUCGCAGAAACACUGGGAGGAGAGGAGAGAGGAAGACGUGAAAGAGGAGGAGGUGGACGAGGAGAAGAAGAAGGAGCGCGAGGAGGACAAGAGGAGGGAGGAAGUGGAGGAGAUCCGGCGGAAGCACAAGAAGGAGAUGCAGAGCUUGGUGUCCGAGUACAGCAGCGCCCAGACGCACCUGCAGGCUCGCAUUGUGGCCCUGGAGAACGAACUGCGCGAGCGGGAGGAGCGGUGCAGGAGGAGGGAGCCCCGCUGUGACGACCUGCAGCUGGGGAGACUGCAGGAGAGACUGACCGAGAGAGACCAGCUCAUUAAGAGAUUAGUGAGGAAGCACGUGGAGUCUCCUCCUCGCGGCACCGGCAUCUCCAGUGCCGGCACCUACGACAGGAACAUCUUCGUACCCCCCUCAUCCUCAUCCUCCUCAUCCUCCUCUUCCUCUGUACAUCAGCGCUCCUCCUCAACUCUCCCCCACCAGUCCACCUCCCAACCGCAGACUUCCUCCCACUACUCCACCUCCUCCCUCCCACACAAGCACACCUCCCUCUCCCUCGGCCAGCAUUCGUCGCCCUCCCUCCCCCGUUCCACCAGAUCCCGGACCUCCUGCGUCCCCCCCACGCCGGCGCCCACCGCCCCGCUCCCAGUCUGCCCCUCGCCGCAGACGGGCAUCCGCUACGUAGCGCCCUCCUGCCAGGAGCCGCAUGCACACCUGCAGGCCCAAUCAAUCAGGGGUCCGUAUCUGGAUCAGAGGGGGACAGAUGGGCUGAAACAGGAGUGGUUCACCAAAUACUUCUCCUUCUGAGCACAAGAACACACACACAGACACACAAACAUACGCACAGCAGCCACAACUACAUUUACUCAUAUACAGUUCAUUGCUUCUUAUACACAUCCCUUUGCUUCCCACACACACACACACAAACCAACAGAUGUAUGGGCUCAUCACCAGCAAGGCCAUCUCAAACAUUGCCUCAAAGCUCAACCAAAAAGUGCUUCUCAAACACAUGCCUGACCUCUUCUCUGGAACAUAGGCCUGCCGGAUCUUGUUUGCAUCGUUUGAAAUGUCUCCAUAUGUUGUUUUUUAUUAAAGCAGUCUUCCUUUUUUUUAAACGCAAACCGUUGCUCCGAUCUCCACCACGUGACGUAUUCCUGGAGAACCUCCGUUUCUUGAAAAUCAGCACCCGGGGGUGUCUCUCUACGGGUUUGGAAGCAUUUGACGCAUUCAAUCAAGAUCCUCGUCAAAACGGACACUCGCCACCCACCGUACCAAAAUGAAGCUUGUCUCAAUGCAAAAAUGUAUGAUAAUCUUGAUGAACAAAUUAGAAUAAAUAUUGUUUUUGUA
Molecule: messenger RNA, 4826 nt
Organism: Pseudoliparis swirei
Lineage: Eukaryota; Metazoa; Chordata; Actinopteri; Perciformes; Liparidae
Gene: fam184b
Product: family with sequence similarity 184 member B
Exons: 17
Coding region: 459-4286 (1275 amino acids)
Source: RefSeq, a predicted model, not a curated record